CGUAUAUCUACUAUCAAUUCUCGUUAUAGCUGAGAAUUCGAAAUUUUCAUCGUUCACUGACAAUUGAGAUUCUGGAACUUGAAGUUCAAAGCACUUGGAAAGCGCCAAUUUCUGGAAGGAGGACCAGAGAGCAAUUUGGUGAAAUGGAGAAGGACGAAGGGGUACCGAAGGGAUAACGCAGGGUAGCAUUUUGAUCUAGCCGUGCUCUGCCCUGUAGAAGAUUGCAGGCUGAUCGAAAAUUGGCAUUUGCUGUUUUCUGGAGGACAACAUUGAAGAAUUGAACAUUAGCAAACCUUGCUGUGGCUCGCUAGAAUAAAAUUCUAGAAGCAUCUGGUAUGGAACCAAAGGAGGGUACAAACACAAUUCUGCUAUGCCGCCAUACAGACUUUGCUUGAGGGUGGAAGAACUCCAAUCUGGUUGGACUGUGUGAAAGUCGAUUGCAACCCAUGUGUAGCCAUGGCCACCUCCUUGGGAGCGCUGAAGGCUUGGGAGGGCAGUUUGCAAGGGGUUGCUUGGCAAAGAGAAGGGGCAAGGCAGGGGGAAUCAGAAGACAGGAGGUUGCGCAGAACGCUGCAAAGACCAGGAUUUGCUCGCUGCUUUGUCAUUGGAGACUGCAAUUUUCAGACGCAAUGUCUGCAUACCAGACGUGAUAAACUUUAUGGAGGGCAAUUGAGGCACAGAAGCACGGGUCGUGCCCAGAAGAUACGGUCAUCAAGACUGAAAACUACUGUUGCCUCAGCAUUUCUCCAGCAUGAGCACAAAAAACCUCAGACACAGCAACCUUCCCAACCCCAGCGAUUCCUUCAGCACUUCAAAGCCCUUUUAGCCCUCACUCCCCAGCGCAAGUCAAUCGUGCUGCUCAACGUCCUCGCCUUCAUUGAUGGAGCAACUGCAGUGGUCAUCAAGGCAACGGAGCUAAACACCGGGUCCGAAGAAGCCCCCGCCGCAGGGACCAGCCUCAUGUUCUUCGUCCGGGUCAUGGUCGGCCUCCUUGCGUUCGCCCCCGCCCUUACACACCGCUUCAACACAGAGGCAGCAGCAGCCGCCAGCUCCUCUGCAGAAUUGCUGACAUCACCGCUGUCGUCUGCGCCGGCCCUUUCACCAGGUUCAGCAACCGGGGGGCUGGGAUUGCCCAUGGUGGAAACCCCCCAGAACGUUGUCGGAGCAGUAGCCAACAGCAGGGGAGUAGCAGGUACUUUGAAAGAAGUGAGAGAGGAAACGGCGGGUGCUUGGGAGACGCUCUAUUGGCCGGGGAUGCUCUCGGGCGUGUUUAUGUUCCUGGGAGAUGCAGGGCAGGCUCUGGGAUUGGAAACGAGCACCGCAGACCACGCCGCGGUGUUGCUGACAGGCUCGGUCAUUCUCGUUCCUUUUCUGGAGGCGUUCAGCGGGCGCAAGAUCGGUGCGCCCGUCUGGCUGUCAGCGCUGCUCGCGACCGCAGGCAUGCUUUUGCUCGAGCAAGGGUCCGACAUAGCCACUACCGUUAGCGAGGUCCCCUGGCACUAUGCCCCCACCCACAUCCUCCAAUCCAUACCAAUAGGCGAUUGCUGGUGUCUCACCAGCAGCAUAGCAUUUGCGCUGUACAUGGUUCUUUCUGAAGAGCAGUGCGUGCGGACAGACCCCCUGAAGCUGGCCGCCGUCCAGCUGGCAACCACCGUCGUGCUGUCAGCACUCUGGGAAGCCUGGGACCUGCACCAUAAUGGCGGAGGCGCAGGUGGCGCGCUGCUGUUGCGACACCUGGCAGCCAUGCCGUGGGCUGCUGUCCUCUUCGUGGGCAUCAUCGGAACAGGACUCGCGUCGUGGAUGGAGCUGGCGGCGCUCCAAACCGUCAACUCGACCACAGCCACCUUGGUGUACACUACCGGCCCCUUGUGGAGCGCAAUUCUCGCGUAUUUCGCGCUGGGGGAGACCAUGGAUGCCGUCUCAUGCGGAGGCGCCGCCCUGAUACUACUCGCAAGCAUAGGUACCCAGGUCUUCGCGCCGCCGAAAACGCUUCGAACGGGACGGGCCUUGGCGCACCCGUUAGGAACCACAGUGGAGACUAGCAAAGAUAGUCAAAGCGAGGCUGGUAGAGUAGCGGUCAGAAAUGAGGAGCAACCCGUAACGAGCACGCCGGUAGACAGUUUCGUAGAGCUUGUCCAUAAGGUAGCGGAAACGCGAAGUAGCCGGUGGGCGCCCAAUUUGAAGUUACUUCCGAUCAGGGCGAUCGUGAGAGGCCGCGGAUCAUCAGCAGGAAAGAAAUAGUGCCACGACUUCGGAAGUUCUUUCGCAGAUAGAAAGGCGUUAGGCAUAACCCUUUUUGUUGGAUACACAAGCAAGCACAAUGCAGCCGCAAAGAGUUGUGGUUCAGAAUAAUGUACCAUGGGACGAGAGGGCUAGAUUGAGAAUUGGUCAUCAUGUAGAUGUAACAUGGAGGAGUUUGUAAUUGCUCAACCUCUUAAUCAGGGCCUGCAUCGCAUACUAGCCUUGUCUCAACGUACCUUCAAACCUCUUCAGAAGUACGGUAAUCACUUCAAUGUGCAGCUUACACAAGCAGUUGCAGGCCGCAC
Molecule: messenger RNA, 2546 nt
Organism: Klebsormidium nitens
Lineage: Eukaryota; Viridiplantae; Streptophyta; Klebsormidiophyceae; Klebsormidiales; Klebsormidiaceae
Source: the annotation of a GenBank genome assembly